Molecule: messenger RNA, 2175 nt
Organism: Hevea brasiliensis (rubber tree)
Lineage: Eukaryota; Viridiplantae; Streptophyta; Magnoliopsida; Malpighiales; Euphorbiaceae
Product: histone-lysine N-methyltransferase ATXR2
Exons: 15
Coding region: 145-1680 (511 amino acids)
Molecular function (GO): protein binding; methyltransferase activity
Source: RefSeq, a predicted model, not a curated record
CCCGACGAAACCCGAACUCUGAGAAACGGCAGCAUAAGAAGAAGACCCGCCGAGUAAAGUUGUGGAGCCGUCUCACUGGAGGCUUGUCUCUUCAGUCCUCACAAUCGAUAAAAAGCUUGAGCUUUUCACGGGCUUGAGCUUGUAAUGGAAACAAUUUGCCCGAUCGAUCGCAAGUGCGCUUCUCAAAUCUCCGUUCUUCUCCAUCCUUCUCCUCCUCCUCUCCAAGUCCAGGAGUAUUUCGAGGAGCUUAUAUCGAGCAGGCAAUGCCGGGGUAUCAAAGUUAAACAGAAUGGCGAGUUUGGAAAGGGUGUCUAUGCUGAUUUGGAUUUCAAAGAGGACGAACUUAUUUUGAAGGACCCAAUGCUUGUUGGUAUUCAACAUCCUUCAAACAAGAUUGACUGUCUGGUCUGUAGCUUUUGUUUCCAAUUUAUUGGUUCAAUAGAACUUCAGAUUGGGAGGAAGCUCUAUUUGCAAAGUCUAGGUUUGUCAGCUAGCAAAGUAUGUGAUAAGGAAGGAAUUUCAAAAGAUUUUUGUGACAGCAAUUCAGCUGAUGAAGAAGAUGAUUGUUAUGUGAAAGAAUGUAAAAGGCUGAGGAAAUGUGCUUCUAGCAGUCCCAAUGGCAAAGUUACUUUGCCUAAAGGGGUUGUGCAAUCAUUAAUGAAUGGCGAGUUGGUGUUGCCUCACUCUGAAAAAUUUUCCUUGCCUCCAGCCAUUUCUUGUCCUGGGGGAUGUGGAGAAGCUUACUAUUGUAGCAAAACAUGUGCGGAGGCUGAUUGGGAAUCAUCUCAUUCAUUACUUUGCACUGGGGAGAGGUCAGAAGCACUAUCUAGAGAGGCACUUUCAAAAUUUAUGCAACAUGCUGAUGAAACAAAUGACAUCUUCCUCCUUGCAGCCAAGACGAUUUCUUUCACCAUUUUAAGAUAUAGAAAGCUAAAAGCUGCUCAUCUAAAAAGACAAAACAAGUAUACUGAUCCUGUUGAAUUGGACUGCGCUGAACUCUCUUUACUUUUGGAAGCAUGGAAGCCAGUAUCAAUUGGAUACAAGAGGAGGUGGUGGGAAUGUAUUUCAUUGCCAGAUGAUGUUGAUCGUUCUGAUGAAACUGCAUUUAGGAUGGAAGUAAGGGAUCUUGCAUUCACGUCGCUGCAGCUCCUUAAGGCCGCUAUCUUUGACCAGGAAUGUGAGCCAUUAUUCUCCCUAGAAAUCUAUGGGAAUAUUAUUGGCAUGUUUGAGCUGAAUAAUCUUGAUUUGGUUGUAGCAUCUCCAGUGGAAGAUUAUUUUUUGUACAUUGAUGAUCUUCCAGACCCUGAAAAGGGAGAAGCUGAGGAAGUUACUCAAUCAUUUCUGGAUGCUCUGGGUGAUGGUUAUUCAGUUUGUUGUCAAGGUACUGCAUUCUAUCCAUUACAGAGUUGUAUGAACCACUCCUGUUGUCCAAAUGCAAGAGCUUUCAAAAGAGAGGAAGACAAGGAUGGCCAAGCAACAAUCAUUGCCCUCAGACCCAUUAGUAAGGGAGAAGAGGUUACAAUUUCAUAUAUAGAAGAGGACCUUCCUUUUGAAGAGAGGCAGGCAUUACUUGCAGAUUAUGGUUUCAGAUGCAGGUGUACCAAAUGCUUAGAAGAAGAUACCCAACUUAUUUCCAAGCAAGAACAUAUAAAGAAGAAACUGGGAUUUGGUGAGGUGUAGGGGUUUUUAUUGAUGCCUUGCUAUUUGUUGUGUGUCAAAUUUGUCAAGGACAGAAGCGAGGCAGAAGAAAAAGAGAAUCAGGGAACAGUGCCUUGAACUCAUUUAAACUACAGCUUUUCCAACCACAAGUCUCUUCACGGUCAUGCAAAAACAAAUUCAAUAUGUAACCAUGUUCAAGGUCUCAGCAACUUUCGCUUCAAAGGUUUUUUUUUUUUUUUUUUUUUUUUUUUUUUUUUUUUUUUUUGAAAUUUUGUCAAGGCUUUAAAUUACUCAGUGAGAUGUCUUCAAUUCAUCCCUCCGAUGUUGUAAUCUCAAAUCAUUAGAAGUGAAAUUAGAGUGAUUUGCAAAUUUGUUUUAGAAUUGUCCGAGGGAAUCGAAGUUUUUUAUUGCUCUCAUAAUAUUUGGGAGUCUUUUAUAUAAGGAGCACAUUCUCAAUUUGGAAGAUUCUGAAACAGUUUUCUCUUAGAAAUAAAAUGUAAUUUCUUGAUUUUAAAA